UGCGUGCGCCGGUCCGCGAGGGGCGGGAGGAGGAAGCGGAAGUGCUGGCGCCCGGGGACAGACCACCUGAUCGGUUGGUGGUGUGAGCCCUAGCGGUUUGGUAUGGAGGACUGCGGCGAGCCGCAACUGGAUGCCAAGUCCAAGGUCACCAACCAGCUUGUAGAUUUUCAGUGGAAACUGGGGAUGGCAGUGAGCUCAGACAGUUGCAGAUCUCUCAAGUAUCCUUACGUUGCAGUGUUGCUGAAGGUGAUGGAUCAUUCAGGCCAAGUGAAGAACAAGUCCUUUGAAAUGACCAUUCCACAGUUUCAGAAUUUCUACAGACAGUUCAAGGAAAUUGCUGCAGUUAUUGAAACUGUGUGAAAACUGAUUACUUGGUUGAUAAGUUAUGGCCAUCAUUCUAAAAUCGUGGACUUCACUUUCUGUAACAAACUGUAUAUGGAUCCAAUGAUAUUUAUUGACUGAAAAUUGUACUUUUGUUUUUCUAUUUUUUAAUAAUAAAAAAUCACACAAACAGGAA
This is a messenger RNA of Felis catus (domestic cat), 517 nucleotides long. RefSeq names its product COMM domain containing 6 (gene COMMD6). Bases 103 to 360 code for a protein of 85 amino acids. Gene Ontology annotation, molecular function: NF-kappaB binding. The transcript is spliced from 4 exons. Lineage: Eukaryota; Metazoa; Chordata; Mammalia; Carnivora; Felidae. The record is from RefSeq and is a predicted model, not a curated record.